Messenger RNA from Tetrahymena thermophila SB210, 369 nucleotides. RefSeq names its product transmembrane protein, putative. NCBI's taxonomy places the organism in Eukaryota, Ciliophora, Oligohymenophorea, Hymenostomatida, Tetrahymenidae. The transcript has 2 exons. The record is from RefSeq and is a predicted model, not a curated record.
AUGUCUUUAUUUAUAAAUGGAAAAUAGAAAUAAAUAAGCUUGCUGAUCUAUACUAGCUUACUUUUAUUUUAAUUUUAGUAAAUCUCUAUGAAGCACUAUGUAACACUUAAUAAUUUAAAAAAUACACUUUUCCUCAUUCAAAGUAUGAUCAAAUAAAGUGCAUCAACGGAAAUGAAAAAUUCUGUAACUCGCUAUUCUAAUUGUGAUUUUUUUCACUUUUUAAGCAAGCAAACUUCUUUAAUAGAGUCCAAAAAGACAAUGAAUUAAAUUUAUUAAUUUAACUCGCAUUAUUAUAUAAUUAUGUUUUAUAAAAUUUUUUUUUACUUAUUCAUCUUACUGACUUAAUUAUUAAAUUUUAUUAUGUAUUGA